AUGGAGGAUACACAAGAAUUAAGCAAUAUCAUACGUGUAACACCUCAGAGGAUUAGUCAAAUGAGCAGAGAAGAGAGGUUGAUGGAAGCAAUAAAUGAAAUUCAAAACGAUACAGGUUUUACUCAAAAGGAGCUCUCUCAAAAGUAUGGAGUUUCUGAAAGUGAGAUAUCCAAGAAAAAAAAUAACCUCUCCUUUAAGCCAAGAGGCAGAUAUCUCACCGAAGCAGAAGAAUUAGAGAUGAUAAAGAUGGUAGAUGAAUCAAAUACCAAGAAUAUUCCGAUAACGAAAGAGAAUAUUCUAAAUUGGGUGGUCGGAAAGUUAAGAAAGGUUAAGUUUCAAGAUGAAGCCAGAUUAAAAGCGGAGAAAGAGGCCGAAUUUCAAGGUUUCAUCCAGAGUGUUCAUAAAGUGAUAGUAGAAAACCAAAUUCAACCAAAGAAUGUGAUAACCUCUGAUGAGAAAGGUGUUUUAUUCACGAAAAUGAAUCAAAAGGUUGCCAUUAUUGACCGUGGAAACAAAUUUGAGACAGUCAAACCUAGGUUUCCCAAUUAUUUCAUGAAUUUAAAAAAUAAAAUUGGUAAAAAACUCUACAAAAAUUUGUCAUUUAUAACAUCUAUAAUUAAGAUAUUUAUUCAAACAAAUUUGAAUCUUGGUCAAGUGGAAAACAAUUAA
Molecule: messenger RNA, 669 nt
Organism: Heterostelium album PN500
Lineage: Eukaryota; Evosea; Eumycetozoa; Acytosteliales; Acytosteliaceae
Product: helix-turn-helix domain-containing protein
Exons: 4
Coding region: 1-669 (222 amino acids)
Molecular function (GO): DNA binding
Source: RefSeq, a predicted model, not a curated record